Molecule: messenger RNA, 570 nt
Organism: Oikopleura dioica
Lineage: Eukaryota; Metazoa; Chordata; Appendicularia; Copelata; Oikopleuridae
Source: the annotation of a GenBank genome assembly
AUGGGCAGCGGCCAGUCCAGAAACAUCGAUCCAACUCAAUGUCCGGAGACUUGCAGUGACGCGUAUGCAUGUACUUCCAUAACGAAAAAUGCGGCCAGUCAACACACCGAUUAUGCUUGCAGAUUGAAUGAAAACGCAAGAAUCGGGCUCAUCGCUGGUUUCUCUGCUUUGGCGUUUCUUCUCUUUGUUUUGAUCAUGAUCUGCUGUUGCCUGAAAUGCCGACGAAACAAGCGAGUUGUUCCGACGAAGAAGAACUCUCCUGAUAGAUGUGGCUGCUGUUGUUUUGAUCCUGAAUUCGCCGAACCUGAGCAACGAGCCCCAACUCCUCCUCCACCAAGAACACCCACCCCACCUCCACGAGUCAAAACUCCACCUCCACGCGACGAGUUGACAUACGGCGUCGUGCCCGAAAGCGCGGUCCCUGUCGCUUCCGACAGUCCAUCUUCCGCCCUUUCUGAUGAAGAAGGAAUCGGCCGUGUGAACAUCUUGAACACGAACGUUGUUAGACCAACUGACUUUGAUCCCAAGUCAUCUUCUUCUUCCUCCUCCUCUUCCUCCGACUCCGAGUAA